CGACGACCACAAGCUGCGCCAUUCCCUCUGUCACCGCAGCAAUUGGUCUGCCUCCGUCCCGACUCUCCCUCUGUCUCAGGCCUGCCAUUGUCAUGAGCAGCCUGCGUCUCUCCCACGGCGCCGCCGCUGCCGCUGUGCGCGCCGCCGGCCGCUCCUCCGUGCGUGCCAAUGCCGUCCGCAGCUUCACCACCACCGUCGUGCGGGCCAAGCAGCCCGAGGCCGAUGUCUCGUCGCUGCCAAACUUGAGGUAUGCCCAGCGCGCCCCGCAGCCCAUCGAGCAUCGCCCUGUCGUCAACCCCGUCGACAAGUACGCUGAGAAGGGCGAGGCCCUGCACAAGUACGGCCAGUACCUGCUCUCGUGCUUGCCCAAGUACAUACAACAGUUCUCCGUCUGGAAGGAUGAGUUGACCAUCUACAUCCCUCCCUCUGGCGUCAUUCCCGUCUUCACUUUCCUCAAGCUGCACACGGCCGCCGAGUACACCCAGGUCUCCGACAUCACUGCCGUCGACUACCCCACCAAGGACCAGCGCUUCGAGGUUGUCUACAACCUGCUGAGCGUCCGCCACAACUCGCGCAUCCGUGUCAAGACCUACGCCGACGAGGCCACGCCCGUCCCUUCAAUCACCAGCCUGUAUGAUGGCGCUAACUGGUACGAGCGCGAGGUCUACGACCUUUUUGGCGUUUUCUUCGUGGGCCACCCUGAUCUGCGGAGAAUCAUGACGGAUUACGGUUUCGAUGGACACCCAUUGAGGAAGGAUUUCCCCAUGACGGGUUACACUGAGAUCCGCUACGACGAGGAGAAGAAGCGCAUUGUUGUCGAGCCUCUGGAAAUGACCCAGGCUUUCAGGAACUUCAGGGGUGGCACUAGCGCCUGGGAGCAGGUUGGCCCCGGUGAGGACAGGACGCCGGAGAGCUUCAAGCUGCCCACGCCCAAGCCUGAGCCCAAGAAAGAGGAGGAGCAGAAGAAAUAAACCGUUUGACACUUGUAGUAAAUCCUGUAAAUUUAUUUCGCGGUGUCCAACAGAAUCGACAAUUGUUUUUGGCUUGGCGCGCAAGCCAUUCUUGCUUAUGCUUUUCUGUAUAUCCGAAUUGAUCGACUUGCAGCGUGUGACCACAGUGGUCUCGGCAAGAGCUGAGCUUCAGUCCAUUGGUCAUUUCGCAAAUCUUAUAUGUCGCAC
Aplosporella prunicola CBS 121167 is the source of this 1178-nucleotide messenger RNA. RefSeq lists its product as uncharacterized. The coding region runs from base 93 to 971 and encodes 292 amino acids. Gene Ontology annotation, molecular function: NADH dehydrogenase (ubiquinone) activity. The transcript has 5 exons. NCBI's taxonomy places the organism in Eukaryota, Fungi, Ascomycota, Dothideomycetes, Botryosphaeriales, Aplosporellaceae. The record is from RefSeq and is a predicted model, not a curated record.